AUGGCAGGCUCUCUUCGCGCUGCCAGUAGCUUUCUCGGGGUCGGAAUCUCUCACCCCAAGCUCGCAGUGAAGGUUCCUUCUAACCUCCGCCGUUCUACUGCAUCGGGUCGAAAGAUUAACACUGACCGAGAUGGGAAUUCCCGUAAGAGCCGCGGAGUCCAGGUUCGAGCUCGCGCGGACGGCGAGAUUUCUCUGUUGCUGGAUUUCAGCAAAGUUUUCUCGUCAACCCCAGCUCCCGGCGAGCCCGUCGUUUCCGUGGACAACGAGAGCAGCGAGAACUACACUAUUAUCACCGUCAGCGCGCAGAAUAGACCUGGACUGCUCCAGCUUCUAACGCUCACGUUUCGUGAUCUCGGCCUGGACGUCGGCAAGGCCGUCGUCGAUCUUGAUGAUGACGGUAACGUGGCCGACGCGUUUUACGUCACGGCCGUCGACGGAAAAAAGAUCACCCAGAAACGCGAUCUGCAGAACAUCCGCAAGUGCGUGGUGAGAGCUCUGGUUCUAGACGCCAAGGGUGACUCGCCGAAAGAUGCUCCGGUCCGGCCGGCGAGACUUAUUAGGCCGGUUACAACGCUGGACCCGUCGGCUUCGCCGGAGAUGAAACGGCGUACGGAGCUGCUGCACAACCUGAUGGACACGUACAUCAAGAACGACGUGCUGUCCAUCCAGCGGAGCAUUGUGGACCACGUGGAGUACACCAUGGCGCGCAGCAGAUACAAAUUCGACGACUUCGAGGCGUACCAGGCGACAGCGUACAGCGUGAGGGACCGGCUGAUUGAGAGCUGGAACGACACACAGCAGUACUUUAAGGACCAGGACUCCAAGCGCGUCUACUACCUCUCCAUGGAGUUCCUCAUGGGGCGGUCGCUGUUGAACAGCAUAUUCAACCUGGGAAUGAAGGACCAGUAUGUGGAGGCGCUGGGGCAGCUGGGCUACAAGCUCGAGGUGCUGGCGGAGCAGGAGAGGGAUGCUGCUCUUGGCAACGGUGGCCUUGGCCGCCUGGCAGCCUGCGUGCUCGACAGCAUGGCGACGCUCAACUACCCGGGAUGGGGCUACGGCAUCCGCUACCAGUACGGCAUGUUCCGGCAGACUCUACAGGACGGCUUCCAGCACGAGCAGCCGGAUUACUGGCUGACGUUUGGCAACCCGUGGGAGAUAGAGCGCGUGUUUGUGACAUACCCCGUGCGCUUCUACGGCACCGUUGAGUCCUACACCGAGGCCGGCCACCCCCGCAAGCGAUGGGUCGAGGGCGAAACGGUGGAGGCAGUGGCAUACGACAAUCCUAUCCCCGGCUACCACACCAACAACACCAUCAACCUGCGCCUGUGGGGCGCGAAGCCCAGUGGCGAGUUCGACCUGCAAAGCUUCAACACGGGGGACUACGUGAACGCGAUUCUGAGCAAGCAGAAGGCGGAGGCCAUCAGCAGCGUGCUGUACCCGGACGACCGCACGUACCAGGGCAAGGAGCUGCGCCUCAAGCAGCAGCACUUCUUCGUCUCCGCCACCAUGCAAGACGUCGUGCGCCGCUACAAGGAGGAGCACUCCACGUUCGAUGAGUUCAAGGACAAGGUGGCGCUGCAGCUGAACGACACGCACCCAGUGCUGGCGCUGGUGGAGCUCAUGCGCCUGCUGGUGGACGAGGAGGGGCUGGAGUGGGGGUACGCGUGGAACAUCACCACGCACACCUUCUCCUACACCAAUCAUACGGUGCUGCCGGAAGCGCUGGAGAAAUGGCCUGUGGAGAUUCUCGAGACUCUGCUGCCGCGCCACCUGGAGCUCAUCUAUGACAUCAACCACAACUUCAUUGUGGACCUGAAGAAGCGCAUCGGCAACGAUUACGACCGCCUCUCCCGCAUGUCCAUCAUUGAAGAGGGCGCGCACAAGAGCAUCCGCAUGGCAACGCUGGCGGUGGUGACGUGUCAUACCAUCAACGGCGUGUCUCAGAUCCACACAGACCUCAUUGAAAACACGCUCUUCAAGGACUUCUAUGACAUCUGGCCACACAAGUUCCAGAACAAGACAAACGGUGUCACCCAGCGUCGCUGGCUGGCAUUCUGCAACCCGGGGCUGGCGGCGAUCCUGACCCAGUGGCUGGGCACAGAGUCAUGGAUCACGAACCUGGACCUCGUGGCUGGGCUCAAGGAGCAUGUUGAUGACCCGCUGCUGCAGACACAGUGGAUGCAGGUUCGUAGGCAGAACAAAGCUCGCCUGGCUGCAUAUAUUGAGGGGAUUUCAGGGAUCAAGGUGAGCAUCGACGCCAUGUUUGACGUGCAGGUGAAGCGCAUUCACGAGUACAAGCGGCAGCUGCUCAACGUGAUGGGCAUCAUCCACCGCUACGACUGCAUCAAGAAGAUGAGUCCCGAGGAGCGCAAGCGCGUGGUGCCGCGCGUGUGUCUGCUGGGAGGCAAGGCGGCGCCAGGAUACGACCUGGCGAAGAAGAUCGUGAAGCUCAUCAGCGCCGUGAGCGAAGUGAUCAACAAGGACGAGGACGUGGGCGACCUGCUCAAGCUGGUGUUCAUUCCCGACUACAAUGUGUCACUUGCUGAGCUCAUUAUCCCUGCCAGCGACCUCUCCCAACACAUCAGCACGGCGGGCAACGAGGCAUCGGGCACGAGCAACAUGAACACGGCGGGCAACGAGGCAUCGGGCACGAGCAACAUGAAGUUUGCAAUGAACGGAUGCCUCAUUCUGGGCACUCUGGAUGGCGCCACGCGUGAGAUCAGGGAGGAGAUUGGCCCUGAAAACAUGUUCGUGUUUGGAGCUGAGACCAAGGACGUGCCUCAGCUGAGGGAGGAGCGACGCACCUUCACCCCCUGCCGCAACUUCACUCGCGUUGUCGGCAUGAUCCGCAGUGGCUACUUUGGGUGGACGGAGUUCUUUGCGCCUCUCAUGGAUUCCAUUGACGGCCCGGGCAACGACUACUACCUCCUUGCCAACGACUUCUCCACCUACCUGGAGGCCCAGGUGCGCCCGUCCUCACCUACCUGGAGGCCCAGGUGCGCCCGUCCUCACCUACCUGGAGGCCCAGGUGCGCCCGUCCUCACCUACCUGGAGGCCCAGGUGCGCCCGUCCUCACCUACCUGGAGGCCCAGGUGCGCCCUUCCCCACCUACCUGGAAGCCCAGGUGCGCCCUUCCCCACCUACCUGGAGGCCCAGGUGCGCCCUUCCCCACCUACCUGGAGGCCCAGGUGCGCCCUUCCCCACCUACCUGGAGGCCCAGGUGCGCCCGUCCUCACCUACCUGGAGGCCCAGGUGCGCCCGUCCUCACCUACCUGGAGGCCCAGGUGCGCCCUUCCCCACCUACCUGGAGGCCCAGGUGCGCCCUUCCCCACCUACCUGGAGGCCCAGGUGCCCCUUCCCCACCUACCUGGAGGCCCAGGUGCGCCCUUCCCCACCUACCUGGAGGCCCAGGCGGCCAUAGAUGCAACGAAUGUGGACGUGCCCAAGCAGACGCACAUGAGCAUCAGCAGCACCGCUGGGGCCUGGUUUGGCUACCCUCCUCUCCCUCCCCCCUUCACCUUCCCUUUCCUGCCUCCCUUCUCCCUCUCCCCAGGCGGCCAUAGAUGCAACGCUGCCAUAGAUGCAACGUAUGUGGACGUGCCCAAGUGGACGCGCAUGAGCAUCAGCAGCACGGCUGGGUGCGGACGGUUCACGAGCGACCGCACGAUCAAGGAGUAUGCGGAGGAGAUCUGGGACGUGCAGCCCAUCACCCGCCCCUAUUGA
Closterium sp. Naga37s-1 is the source of this 3723-nucleotide messenger RNA. NCBI's taxonomy places the organism in Eukaryota, Viridiplantae, Streptophyta, Zygnematophyceae, Desmidiales, Closteriaceae. The record is from the annotation of a GenBank genome assembly.